GAGAAGAGGAGAAAAUCGCUUCAGCCCCUUCUCUGCCCUCCGCCUCGUCCUCCUCUUCGGCGCCGCCACCCCAUCCAGCGGUGUCGCCUCUCCUUCCCGGUAUGUGAGCCGCCGCCUCGCCGCCUCGCCGCCGCCCCUCCUCCUCCUCCUUAUCUUCCGCCGUCUCGCCGCUGCAGUCGUCCCCGUGAGCAAGCUAUCUAGGCUAGGGUUCAUCGGAAAGAAAGGAAAAAAAAUCCCCAUUCCCUCCGCCGUCUCCUAUGCCCUGCUGCCCGCCUACUCUUCCUCUCCACAGCAUCGUGUUUAUCCUCGACGCAGAAGGACAGUGCGGACUGCAGAGACGCCCUGCCGCCGCUCCUUUUUGUAGGGACGGGGGUGGGGACGGGGGGUCGUCGUGUGAGUCGGAUGGGGAAUGGGGCCUGGGGGCGGAAGUUCCGUCGGAUGGUGGCGGUCGUCGCCUUGGAGGGCGCAGGGGGAGGCGUGCUGCUCGCGUCGCUCACGGAGCUCUACGAAGCGCUCUCAUUCUGCACGUAGGACCCCGCGGGGCUACUUUCCCGCCGAGUCCGCCACGCGAGCGCUCGUGCGGCUGGCGACCCGAGAUGCUGCUCGCCGUGCGCGCCAUCACCUACCUCUACGACGCCAUGCCGUGCACCGCUGACACCGUCGUCCGCCACCGCUUGCUCCCCGUGCUCUGCUCCCGGCUCCUCGCGAUCGAGUACCUUGAUGUGGCCGAGCAGUGCUUGCAAGCGUUUGAGAAGAUAUCACUGCGGCAGCCGGCACAGUGCUUGCAGGCAGGCAUGAUAACUGUUGUGCUGGUAUACAUGGACUUUGUCUCUGCAAGUAUUCAGAGGGUUGUUGUCUCAGCUGUUGCAAAUGCCUGCAAGAAGGUCCCCGCAGAUUGCUCCCAAUUUGUGAUGGACUCGGUCCCAAUGCUGUGUAAUCUACUGCAGUCUGAGGAGAAGAUGGUAUUGUUACCCACUAAUUUAACCGAGCUUGCUUGUAUUAGGCAUGUACAUAGUGCUCUGCUAAAGGCAAAGGAGAGGUUGACAAUGCAGACAAGGAGAAGUAGUGUCAUGGAUCUGCAUGGAAGUGUCAUCGAGGGAUGUCUGGUGUCAAGGUUUUCACCAAUUACAGCUGGGUCUGACUGCUAAUUGCAUCGUCACGAUACUUCACCACAGAGCACCAGGUCGAGGACUCCUUGGAAAAAUACCUUUACCUCACGCUACCCAAGGACAGCUACCCGAAUGCUAAGAAGGUAACACCUCUCUCCGGCAUUGAAUUUAUUCAGAAGUGUUCGGCUGCAAUAAUUACCACGGUUUGCUUGCUAAACAAAUAUGAUAAUGCUCCUUUAUUAGUACAAAUUUUCAUGCAUCCAUACAUGCAUUAGAUGCAGAUAGUAGUAUACUAAAGUAAAUUUUCAUACUAACUACGAGCUUCACUGUGAUAAGAGAUCAAGUAUUCAGGCUCUGUCUUUUUAUUUGCUAGAUGCAGACUCUUAACUAUGCCACUUGAUCCACUCUGGAACCACACCAAACGGUAAUACUUGAUGAAUAUAUAGGUUCCUAGGUUUAAUAUGCCAUCUGUUGCUUGACACCGCACCUAUACUAAUUGGCAUCACAUAAUCCUUCAAGUUCUUAUGUGAUCUACAACAUCCUUGUUUAUACAAAACUCUGAUUCACAAUAUAAAAGUGUAACUCUUAAUUUAGGAAUUACUCACCUCACCAUCAGUGUUGAUGAAUUGACAAGAUGACUAGCUCUCUAGAUUACUUUCCUUUAUAUUACAGAUUCAAAGUUGUUGGUCCCAAUGUCUUGUUGAUUAGAAGGGACAAUACAAAUUACUGAUACACCUCACUGGUGACAUUACUUUGUGUUCAGAACUGAUACAUACAGUAGAAUGCACAGAGCUACUCUGUUGCUUUCCAUUUUGUGUGUGAUAAUGUAGCAUGUUAAUUUGGAUCUCCAAGACACCCAUGCUCUCUUUUCUUCUCUCUAAUAUCUAAUUUCAAGUGUCUUUCCUUUCCUCUUCCAUUGCCUAAUUGGAGUGAUGUUGUAGCAUGUUAUUGCAAUGCCACUGAAGAGAGUAAAAUUGCAGGGUGAUACAUGAGAGCAUGUAUAUAAUUGGUAAGAUCAAGCUUUUUACAGCUUAAACUGAAUUAAACUUGUUGAUAUGGCGAUAGGGUGUCCACUAUACAUGAUUGUUGAUUAAUUUUUUAUAUAAACUUCUUCCAAUUUGUUCCACUAUGGAUAUGGAUCUCUUCUCUAUGAAGUCCUUUUUGUAGCUUGGUCUUUUUUGUUUGUGAUGCAACUUAAGACCAUCCUGACAUAUUGGCUUAUAUUGCCAUUUUUUCUGAAAGACACGUGAUCAGGUCUUAGGGUAUAGUGUUAUCAUAAUUUCAGAUUACCAAUCCCAGUCUUGGAAUUUGUAGAUUGGGUGGUUCAUGUGCAGGUACAUCAACAAGAAGUUCAGCAAUAAGUACAGCGCGACGAUCGUAGGUGCAAAUCGAUGACCGGCUCUUCACGUUACAAGUUCUUCAUUCUUUCGAUUUUCACUAGCUCAAUUUGUAAGUAGAUUCGAAUUUUGUCUCGAAGAAUAAAGAAUAAUCUUUUUUGAUUGGGGAUCCUGUUGUGGGAGAAAUGACUAUGUUUUGCACAUCAUUUUAUCGGUUAUGAAGUAUUUCUCGUGCUGUAUUUACGUUGUCAUUUAUGGAUAAUGCAAGGAGCAGUUAAUCUACAUCAGGUAAAGAACAUCUGAAGUCAUUGCUUUCUAAAAAAAAUUGGUGACUAAUAAAAAAUGGAGCUUCCAAAAUCAUUGAGGCGGUGUUUUAGCAAUCUAUUCUAGGAAACUAACCUAGAUUUCUAUUGAGGCGGUGAAUACUGACUGAUUCAGUAUACAUGGUUGUUUUUGCAGGCUGAAUUCACUCUUGACGAGCUCAUGUAAGGCGACCAUGAAAUCAGAAGGCCAUGGAGCUUUGGAAGAGCCAAAACAGAUAUGUGAUGAUGCUAGAAGGGUGGGAAUUUGAAGAUGCUACCCUCUGGAACAUGAAUUCUACAGAGGCAGAAAUAGUAAGGUCUGGUCAUGGUGAUGGCUCAAUCAUCUCCAGUGAGCCCUGCAGGGCCAUGUCAAGGACAACACAAGUAGCAAAAUCUGGUCUUUCCUGAUUGAAGUAUGGGAAAAAGGAAGCGCUCAAAUAUGACGUUUAUCAAAUACCGAGGUCAGUCAGUUCCUGCUUUUUGUUGCCCUCUGUGUUUUAGUUAUGAUUUUGCAUCCUGACGUGUUUGACAAUAUAGUUAGAUUAAUUAUGCUCUCGGUCAUGGUAUAUCUGACUGUAGGUGCUUUAUGGUUUAUGGAUUAAUGGCUCUAGAGAUAACAAACUUGUUGAUUGAAUUUGGAUCCGUAAAUGUGAGUGAUGAACAAAGACUACAAAGAAAGUAGUUUGACAUUUGUAGUCUUAUCGAUCCAUGAACAUAUAAUUUUUCAGAGCUAUUUUGUCGAAUAAAUAAAAUUACAUUUGGACUUUCAUCAUGUGUUUCUGAUUUUUAUUUGUUCAAGCCAAAAUAUUGGAUGAACUCUGAGAUUGUUACAUGAAUGAUUUUAUCGUAUUUCUCUUUUGAUCCGAUAUCAUGAAUCAACAUCACCCUCUUGCUCAAUAAUGUUUAGAUAAUGGGAGUGUUUAAUUGCAUGCAGCAGUCGUAUGCAUAGUUCUGUAGCAAAAUCACGGAUAUAUUUAUAGCACAACCCUUGCACACACACACCCCUCAGAAUAUAUGAGAAAUGGAGAUCCUCAUCUUUCAUGCUUUGGUUGAUGGAAAACAACAGAGAUGGGGAAAAUUAUAGCACAACCCUUGCACACACACCCCUCCAGAAUAUAUGAGAAAUGGUAUGUUCUUACCCUCAUACAAGUAUUCGAUUUUUUCUCCUCCCAAUAUCAUCUAAGCUAUCAUUUAGGGAAUACACUUUAAUGUUUUCUUUACUUGCUUUGUGGCAGCUGUUUCUUGUUUUGAUUCCUUAGUCAGGAAACAUGGUACAAAUAAUAAAGAUGUUAAUCUGUGAAAACAGAGUACUGACUUUCACACUAAUGGAAUGCUACCACAAAUUGAGACCGGAACUGGGACAAUCCAGACCAGUGGUUUAUAUUGUUGAAUUACUAAAUCCUUUCAUAAGCAGCUGGUAUGAGUUGUCAGUGGUUGUCAACAACUAUGAAGUUCCUGUUAAGGCUACUACAAACGUGUGGAGGUGACUAGACCUCACUUCAGAUAAUAUAGUCUCACAUAGCUAAUAUAAUAUGGUACCUUUCUAAAGGAAAGAUAGAUUAUUUUAAAUCUGUUAUUCUGUUGUACUCAUUGGUUUGAGUAUGGCUUUCUGGUACAAUUUACAAAGCCAGUGUUCGUAUCAACCUUGUGUCAAACCAUUUACAUCUUCUCAGCUUUAUCACUUACAAGGAGUGAUCACAGAUUUUUAUGAUCUGUUAUUAUUUUGUACUUCCACCUAACUGCUUGUGAAGAUUGAUCGUUUCCUUAGUUACUUACCUUCAUGUGUUUCAUCUAGGAUAGCUUUCGACCUUAGCUCAACUUUUCUCCAACUUAAAGCUUUAUCUCCAAAGAAUAAAUGAUAUUUAGGCCUAUUCCAUAUGCAACUUCAUUUCGUUCUCACCUAAAUCGAGUGCA
Messenger RNA from Triticum urartu, 4662 nucleotides. NCBI's taxonomy places the organism in Eukaryota, Viridiplantae, Streptophyta, Magnoliopsida, Poales, Poaceae. The record is from RefSeq and is a predicted model, not a curated record.